Messenger RNA from Varanus komodoensis (Komodo dragon), 1755 nucleotides. RefSeq names its product membrane frizzled-related protein (gene MFRP). The record is from RefSeq and is a predicted model, not a curated record. NCBI's taxonomy places the organism in Eukaryota, Metazoa, Chordata, Lepidosauria, Squamata, Varanidae. The coding region runs from base 1 to 1755 and encodes 584 amino acids. Gene Ontology annotation, molecular function: protein binding. The transcript has 12 exons.
AUGCAGAAGCGGAUCCAGCGUGUUCCUUCUCUCUCGGAAGCCACGCUGUCAGGGCCUGUCCAGCAGGAAGGGAGCGUGGAGGGGCAAGCCGGCAUCAUCUCGCUGCUCCGGCUGCUUUCUCUCCACAAGGAAAGGGCUGGCUCCCUGGGUGCACCUCCCUUGCCGCGAUUCCUGCUCACCGAAUUCUCCAACCCCGCUUUUGAGGAGGAUGGAGAAGGAGUGCCCCCAAAGCAACUGGACGGCGAAAGCAGAAGCAGUGUGAAGCUCACGGCCAACGGUUUUGCCAAACAGGUCCAGGACUCAGCGAGUCGGAAGUUCAGGCCGGACUGCAAGUUCUCCUGGUUCUGCGUGGCCAUUCUCAGCACCGUACUCCUCCUGCUCUUGGCCUUACUGGUGGGCGUCAUUGUCGUCUCCCGGGGCCUGUUCCUCUCUCCCCCUGCAGCGUGUGGGGGCAUCCUACGUGGGCCAGGGGGCUCCUUCAGCUCCCCACAGCACCCCGCCCACUACCCUCCCAACAGCCGGUGCAAAUGGCACAUCCAGGUGGCCGCCAGGAUGGCCAUCCAGCUCAAGGUGGAGCUGCUGGACGUGGAGAAUUCAGCCUCGUGCCUCUACGACCGCCUGGAGAUCUCUCCCUUCCCUGGUGGCUUUUGCAGGUACUGCGGCUCCGUGGCACCUGCAACAAUCAACACCAACUCCAGCCGGUUGCAAGUCAUCUUUGUGUCUGAUGAUAAUAUUGCUGCUUCGGGAUUCAGGGCCAGGUAUCGGGCCAUCUUGCCCAGUGAAAAAAACUGUUCCUGGGAUGAGUUUCUCUGUGACCAAGGAAGGUGCCUUCUCCCCACUGAAGUGUGUGAUGGAUACCUAGACUGUUACGACAAGAAAGAUGAAACGAAUUGCAGCAUGAAACCCAAAGGCUGUGGGGGAACACUGACCGGCUUGGAGGGACAGCUCUUCUCCCCAAAUUACCCCCAGCCAUAUCCACAUCUGCAGCUCUGUCUCUGGCAUAUCUCGGUGCCCGAGGGCCACGUGAUCGACUUGCAUUUCCUCAACUUCAGCCUGGAGUCGCAGGAAGACUGCAACUACGACUUUGUGGAAGUGUACGACAGCGCAGGGAUGGGGACCAGUAGCGUCAUGGGCAGGUUCUGCAGUUCCAAUGUGCCUCCUCGCCUCACCUCGUCACAACAUGUCAUGACGGUCCUGUUUGUGGCAGAUGAGGGCAUCACGGACGAUGGGUUUUUUGCCAUCUACCGGGCACACAGCGCCGUGGAGAAAACGUGCAGCCCCGUGGAGUUUGCCUGCAACAAUGGUGAGUGCCGGCCACAGGAGGUGGCCUGUGAUGGCUGGCACGAUUGCCCCGACGGAAGUGACGAACUCAACUGCACCAGGGUCUCCUACCCUUCCCUUGAGCCACUCUGCGAGCCGGUCGAGGUGGAGAUGUGCUUGGGUCUCAGCUACAACACCACCUCCUUUCCUAACAUCUGGAUGACUAUCCCAGAUCAGCAGGGGGCCGAGGAGCUGCUCCAAGACUAUCUGAUGCUGAGGGAGCUCACCUGCUACCCGCACCUGCGCCUGCUGAUGUGCGGCCUUUUCGUCCCGAAAUGCACGCCGGAGGGAGGCGUCCUGCAGCCGUGCCGGUCCGUGUGCCGGGAGGCUGAGCAGCGCUGCCAACAAGCCCUCGGCCUCCUCGGCGUGCCGUGGCCCCUGAACUGCAACGUCCUUCCCGAUUCCAGCAACCCCCUGGAGUGCUUCCUGCCAUGA